GAUUCGCUUGUGGAUACCAAAUGGUUUCGACCGGGUGCGACGCAAUCGACAAAGCCAACAGGCAAUAAAUGGAUGAAGCAAGUGAAAAAAUCGGAAGCAAUUGAACUGGAGGACUAUGUGAUUGCACGUCGACCUUUUUACGCUCGUUGGUACCAGAAUUAUCAGAAUCGUGCUCUGGCCAAACGUCUUGAAAAGUAUGAUGAAGACGAAGCGAAAGUGUUCGUGGCGCAAAAGCUUUUCAAAGUGGAUGGGAUAAUAUGCGAUGAGCAGACCAAACUGCUGCUAAUCCAAUCCAUUGUUCUGGUACCAGCUCAUGCUCGAGCAACUGAUGAAUCCACUGAGCUGAUCCGAAAAUAUGGGUAA
This is a messenger RNA of Gongylonema pulchrum, 363 nucleotides long. The record is from the annotation of a GenBank genome assembly. NCBI's taxonomy places the organism in Eukaryota, Metazoa, Nematoda, Chromadorea, Rhabditida, Gongylonematidae.